This is a messenger RNA of Budorcas taxicolor (takin), 2940 nucleotides long. RefSeq names its product ELKS/RAB6-interacting/CAST family member 2 (gene ERC2). The record is from RefSeq and is a predicted model, not a curated record. NCBI's taxonomy places the organism in Eukaryota, Metazoa, Chordata, Mammalia, Artiodactyla, Bovidae. Gene Ontology annotation, molecular function: structural constituent of presynaptic active zone. The coding region runs from base 1 to 2940 and encodes 979 amino acids. The transcript has 17 exons. Gene Ontology annotation, cellular component: cytoskeleton of presynaptic active zone. Gene Ontology annotation, biological process: maintenance of presynaptic active zone structure; neuromuscular synaptic transmission; regulation of synaptic plasticity.
AUGUAUGGAAGUGCAAGAACAAUCACCAAUCUGGAAGGUAGCCCUUCCAGAUCACCUCGUUUGCCACGGUCUCCUCGUCUGGGCCACCGAAGAACAAGUAGUGGGGGAGGUGGAGGAACAGGCAAGACUCUGUCCAUGGAGAAUAUCCAGUCCCUAAAUGCAGCCUAUGCUACAUCUGGACCCAUGUAUCUGAGCGAUCAUGAGGGGGUGGCUUCAACAACUUACCCAAAGGGCACUAUGACUCUGGGAAGGGCCACAAAUCGAGCUGUAUAUGGAGGCCGAGUCACAGCUAUGGGGAGUAGUCCCAAUAUUGCCUCUGCUGGACUUUCCCACACAGAUGUCCUUUCAUACACGGAUCAACAUGGCGGUCUGACCAGCUCAUCCCAUCAUCACCACCACCAGGUCCCCUCCAUGUUGAGGCAGGUAAGAGAUAGCACCAUGUUAGAUCUUCAGGCCCAGCUCAAGGAACUUCAGAGAGAGAAUGACCUCCUACGAAAAGAGCUCGACAUCAAGGAUAGCAAGUUGGGAUCUUCCAUGAACAGUAUCAAGACCUUCUGGAGUCCUGAGCUCAAGAAGGAGAGAGUCUUGAGGAAAGAAGAGGCAGCUCGGAUGUCUGUCCUCAAGGAGCAGAUGAGGGUUUCCCAUGAAGAAAAUCAGCACCUUCAGUUGACAAUCCAGGCCCUUCAAGAUGAGCUGCGAACCCAGAGAGACCUCAACCACCUCCUGCAGCAAGAGAGUGGCAACCGAGGAGCAGAGCACUUCACCAUUGAACUGACGGAGGAGAACUUUCGGCGGCUCCAAGCUGAGCAUGACAGACAGGCUAAGGAGCUCUUCCUGUUGAGGAAGACCUUGGAGGAAAUGGAGCUGAGAAUUGAAACACAGAAACAGACCCUCAAUGCCCGAGACGAGUCAAUUAAAAAGCUUCUUGAGAUGUUGCAGAGUAAAGGUUUGCCGUCCAAAAGUCUUGAGGAUGACAAUGAACGGACACGUCGGAUGGCAGAGGCUGAGUCUCAAGUCAGCCACUUGGAAGUGAUUUUAGACCAGAAAGAGAAGGAAAACAUACAUCUUAGAGAGGAAUUACACCGAAGAAGCCAACUUCAGCCGGAGCCAGCCAAGACGAAGGCUCUCCAGACUGUCAUUGAAAUGAAGGACACAAAAAUUGCUUCAUUGGAGCGAAACAUAAGGGAUCUUGAGGAUGAGAUCCAGAUGUUAAAAGCCAAUGGUGUGCUGAACACUGAAGACCGUGAAGAAGAGAUAAAACAAAUAGAGGUUUACAAAAGUCACUCCAAGUUCAUGAAAACCAAGAUUGAUCAGUUGAAGCAGGAGCUUUCAAAGAAAGAGUCAGAACUUCUUGCCUUACAAACAAAGCUUGAAACUCUUAGCAAUCAGAAUUCAGAUUGCAAGCAACACAUUGAAGUGCUUAAAGAGUCACUUACUGCCAAAGAACAGAGAGCUGCCAUUCUUCAGACUGAGGUAGAUGCACUGAGAUUACGGCUAGAAGAGAAAGAAUCUUUUCUCAAUAAAAAAACGAAACAGCUGCAGGACCUCACAGAAGAGAAGGGGACACUGGCUGGAGAGAUUCGAGACAUGAAGGAUAUGUUAGAAGUGAAGGAAAGGAAAAUCAAUGUUCUUCAGAAAAAGAUUGAAAACUUACAAGAACAGCUUAGGGAUAAAGACAAGCAGUUGACCAAUCUGAAAGACAGAGUGAAGUCCUUGCAGACUGAUUCCAGUAACACAGACACUGCACUGGCGACGCUCGAGGAGGCUUUGUCAGAGAAGGAAAGAAUAAUUGAGCGUUUGAAAGAACAAAGGGAGAGAGAUGAUCGGGAAAGACUAGAAGAGAUAGAAUCAUUCCGAAAAGAAAACAAAGACCUGAAAGAGAAGGUCAAUGCUUUACAAGCUGAGCUGACGGAAAAAGAGUCUAGUUUAAUUGACCUCAAGGAACAUGCAUCUUCAUUAGCCUCAGCAGGGCUGAAAAGGGACUCCAAAUUAAAAUCUCUAGAAAUAGCCAUUGAACAAAAGAAAGAAGAAUGUAGCAAAUUGGAAGCACAGUUAAAGAAGCAAGCUGAGCAGUUGUUCAAUCAGAUGUACAACCCAGCUCAUAAUAUUGAAGAUGACUCCAGGAUGAACCCAGAAUUUGCAGACCGGAUAAAACAGCUUGACAAAGAGGCGUCUUACUACCGUGAUGAGUGUGGCAAGGCCCAAGCAGAAGUUGACCGGUUGCUGGAGAUCCUCAAGGAGGUGGAGAAUGAAAAGAAUGACAAGGACAAGAAAAUUGCAGAACUUGAGAGCUUGACUCUCAGGCAUAUGAAGGAUCAGAACAAGAAGGUGGCUAACCUGAAGCACAAUCAACAGUUGGAGAAAAAGAAGAAUGCCCAGUUACUGGAAGAAGUCCGCAGGCGAGAGGAUAGCAUGGCUGACAACUCUCAGCAUUUGCAGAUAGAAGAGCUGAUGAAUGCACUGGAGAAGACCAGACAGGAACUGGAUGCCACCAAGGCUCGCCUUGCCUCCACGCAGCAGUCCCUGGCUGAGAAAGAAGCACACUUGGCCAACCUCCGGACAGAGAGGAGGAAGCAGCUGGAGGAGAUCCUAGAGAUGAAACAGGAAGCACUUCUUGCAGCAAUCAGUGAAAAAGAUGCGAACAUUGCCUUGCUGGAACUGUCUGCCUCCAAAAAGAAAAAGACACAAGAAGAAGUCAUGGCCCUCAAGCGGGAAAAAGAUCGACUAGUGCAUCAGUUAAAGCAGCAGACCCAAAACAGAAUGAAGCUGAUGGCGGACAACUACGAUGAGGACCACCACCAUUACCACCACCACCAUCACCACCACCACCACCGGUCCCCUGGGAGGUCGCAGCAUUCCAAUCACAGGCCCUCUCCUGACCAGAUGAUCCAGCUCUGUCGGAGGCACGGAGGCACAGUCAAAUCUCAUGCUGUACAUUGA